This is a messenger RNA of Porites lobata, 1503 nucleotides long. Lineage: Eukaryota; Metazoa; Cnidaria; Anthozoa; Scleractinia; Poritidae. The record is from the annotation of a GenBank genome assembly.
AUGAAGUUCUUGCCAAGAAAGUUUAGAGAAAGUCAAGGUGAUUGGUUUGCGAAGCGGGGUAUGUCUUGGCACAUUACUGUAGCUACUCGACGAGUGGAAAACCAUGAAUUGGAGAUGAUAACAUUUGUGCAUGUUUACCAAACCUGCAACCAAGAUGGCUGUGCGGUGCUUUCCGUUAUGAAGGAUGUUAUUGAAAAGCUAAAGUUGCAGCUGUCUCAUCUGAAAACUGUCUUCUACAGACAGGACAAUGCCGGCUGUUACCACUGCGGGGCUACGAUAGUGGGGGCCAGCUUUACAGGCUGUGCUAGUAGAGUGACUGUGAAAUACUUGGACUUUUCAGACGCACAGGGUGGUCAGGGCCCAUGUGAUAGAAAGGCGGCUUCAAUUAAGUCACAGAUGAAAAUCCACCUUAAUCAAGGGUCUAACAUCGACACUGCCAAGGAAAUGGUAGAUGCUAUCCAGUCAUCGGGAGGUGUUCCUGCAGUUGAUGUUUCAUUAUGCAACUCAGCGCAAGACCCAGCACCGUCCUUGAAUGUAAAGAUUGCAGGAGUGAGUUUGAUUUCCAAUAUUGUAUUCAACAACGGAAGCCUGCCUGUCUGGAGAGCGUAUGAAAUAGGGCCUGGUAAGUGCAUACGCCUCAAGGACAUCGGUAUUCCACAGUUGGUGCAGAUUCCAAGUCUCGUGAAAUGUGAUGAGGGUACAGCCACAACAAUGCCGAAUGCACACUUUAUGAAAGUUAAAUCCAGGCGUCAACCUUGCUCAGAUAAUUCCCAGCAAUGCUCAGAUACCAAAGAAGAGACUGUGACUGAGACUUCACCCACUGUUCAUAUAUUUUCCUGUCCCGAGGAAGGAUGCAUGAAAGUUUAUCAAAGAUUUUCUUCUUUACAGCACCAUCUGGACCUUGGAAAAAACGAAUGUGCUUUGGAGCAUGAAACACUCCUUGACAGAGCAGCGCUUGGUUACGCAGAGAGGCUACAAGGUCACUCUGGUAGUGUACCACAGAUUGAGCAAGUGAGAAAGCAGCUAAACCUCUCGAAUCAGCCUUUUUUACCUAUGGGUUGGGCCCUUAAGUCUAGUCACGUAAAGCGGACACGAUUCACACAGAAGCAGAGAGACUACUUAUCCAGUAAAUUUCGUAUUGGUGAGUCAACCGGCCAGAAAGCAGAUGCAGCCUUGGUAUCCAAGUCAAUGAUAACUGCUGGAGACAGUAAUGGAAACCGCCUUUUUAGCAGUUCUGAAUUUCUGACGAGUCAGCAAGUUUCAAGUUUCUUUUCAAGACUGUCCUCAAAGCCCAAACUUGAAGAUGACGAAAUGGUGGAAAGCGACUUUGAAGAAAACCAGAACGUUGAAAAUGAGAAAGCCUUUGACGGGUUGAGAAGUGAAGUUCUUCAAGAGGUUGCCCUUACUAAUCCAAUAUGCUAUGACAGGUAUAACAUCUGCGAACUAACUGCAAAUUCAAAGCUAUCAAUCUUUGCGAUUCAAAUGCUUAAGUAUAUCUUUUGA